CCCUAAUACAGUACCCUUGCGAGUUGCGACGUCCAGUAAUGUCGGCUAGCGUUUCAACCGUUGAUACGAUGUCAAUGACUGUUGGUUUUGUCGGAGCGGGAAAUUUCACGAGAGCUUUAAUUAUUGGUUGGACUUCAGCUGGUAUUCUGAAUGCUGAGCAAAUUUGGGCGAGCGGACCUAAAGAAACGUCAAUAGCAGGUGUUAAGAAUUUGGGAGUCCACACAACCACAAGUAAUAAGGAAUGUGUUAAGGACAAGAAAGUAAUUAUCUUGUCUGUGAAGCCCCACAUUUUGCCAUCAGUGCUAGAAGACAUUCGCUCGGUUGUCACUCGGGACCAACUGGUUAUGUCAGUAGCGACGGGUGUGCAGCUAGUGACCAUUGAACAGCGCCUUCCUGAUUGCACUAGAAUUGUCCGUAUCGCUACUGCUGGAACAACGUGUUCAGUUAGACAAGCAGCGAGUGUUUUUUCAGUUGGCAAGUGGGCCACAAGUGAAGAUGUGGCUUUAGUGAAGACUCUUAUGUCUGGAGUAGGGAUAUGUGAGGAGUGCAAGGAAUCAUUGGUCAGUGCUGUUUCUGCUCUCACAGCACCGGGCCAUAUGCUGCUUGCAUCUGAGGCAAUGGCCGAUGGAGGAGUUCUUGUUGGUCUGCCACGUCGAUUGGCUCAGACACUCGCAGCUCAAACAAUGAUCGGCAUUGGAAAAUUGAUUCUUGAAAUGAACAAGCACCCUGGGGUGUUGAAGGAUGAGAUUGCGUCUCCUGGAGGAGUUACUAUUGCUAUGAUCGAAUCACUGGAGAAGGCUGGCUUCAGAGGUGCAAUCAUUGACUCAAUUGCUGAAGGUCACAAACAAAGUUUGAGGCUUGCUGAGCAAGCAAGUGUGAACAAUUGUUGAAUAGAUAUCGAAUGCCAUUAUACAUACAUGUACUAUAUAUACAUGUAGGGUGACAUUUCAUAAAUAACUGAAUUGGGC
Molecule: messenger RNA, 968 nt
Organism: Corticium candelabrum
Lineage: Eukaryota; Metazoa; Porifera; Homoscleromorpha; Homosclerophorida; Plakinidae
Product: pyrroline-5-carboxylate reductase 2-like
Exons: 7
Coding region: 39-890 (283 amino acids)
Biological process (GO): L-proline biosynthetic process
Molecular function (GO): pyrroline-5-carboxylate reductase activity
Source: RefSeq, a predicted model, not a curated record